AUGACAGGAGAUGAAUCAAGAUUUCUCUCUCUGACGGCCUAUACAGGAGGAACAGUGACCUUUGGUGAUAACAAGAAAGGCAACAUUGUUGCCGUAGGAAAAGUUGGAAGGUCAAGUUCCCAAGCUAUUGAUAAUGUUUUUUUAGUCGAGGGCCUCAAACACAUCUUAUUAAGCAUAUCACAAUUUUGUGAUAAAGGAAACUCUGUAAGUUUUGAUUCUGAAAAAUGUAGCAUCAUUCAGAAUGACACUGGGAAAGUUUUGCUGGAAGGAACUCGGAAAGGAAACACUUAUACAGUGGAUCUCAAUACAGUUCCGAGGAACAACUUAACUUGCCUCAGUGUCAUUGAGGAUGAUCCUUUACUGUGGCAUAAACGUUUUGGUCAUGCAAGUUUCUCUUUGAUUGAUAAGUUAAGAACAAGGAACUUGGUAGAGGGACUUCCUUCAAUCAAGUUCCUAUGUGACAAAAUUUGUGACGCUUGUGUAAAAGGAAAGCAGGUCAGGACAUCCUUUAAAUCCAAGAAGAUGGUGAGUUCCACGAAACCCUUAGAGUUAAUUCAUAUGGAUUUAUGUGGUCCUAUGAGAAUUCAAAGUAGAAGUGGAAAGAAGUACGUCUUAGUAAUUGUUAAUGAUUAUUCUAGAUUUACAUGGGUUAUUUUUAUGUCUAGUAAGGAUGAGACUUUUGACAAGGAACAAGGCUUAAGUCAUAAUUUCUCAGCUCCAAGAACUCCACAGCAAAAUGGAGUUGUGGAAAGGAAGAACAGAACCUUAGAAGACAUGGCUCGAACCAUGUUAAUAGCCAGCGAUCUUCCAAGGAACUUCUGGGCAGAAGCCGAACAUGAGGACUAUGACUUUGAAAUUGGUCUAGUACGUUCUCAAGAACAAGAAGAAGAUGCAAUAAUUCCAAAUAAGCAGCCAACUCGAGUAAAUGAAAGUCAUGAAAAUCCGGAGAAGGAACUCGACAUACUGACUGAAGUUCCUUCGACAAAACAGCCUCAAAUUGAAGAACCUGCCGAGGAACCAAUAACACAAGAGGAAAUCACUGAAGAAGAAGCAACUGGCUCAGAAAAUAAGAAUAGUCGAGUUACUAUCCAAACCUUCCAGCCCAAACCUUGGAAGCACCAAAAGUCACACCCACUGGACAAAAUUAUUAGUGACUUAUGCAAAGGAACUCAGACUAGAUCGCAAAUGAGGAACUUCUGUGCCUUCAAUGCUUUUCUAUCUACUUUGGAACCUCGCAACCAUAAAGAAGCCUUAGAAGACCCUGACUGGAUUAUAGCCAUGCAAGAGGAACUUAAUGAAUUCAAAAGAAAUCAGAUGGACGUAAAGUGUGCGUUUUUGAAUGGUUUAUUAAAAGAAACAGUUUACGUCAAUCAACCCCCUAGAUUCGAGAAUCCAAACUUUCCAAACCAUGUUUUUAAACUUGAUAAGGCUCUCUACGGGCUAAAACAGGCUCCAAGAGCAUGGUUCCAAUCAAAUCCUAAAGAAUCGCAUCUAACAGCCAUCAAGAGAAUACUGAGAUAUCUCAAAGGAACUGACGACUUGAGUUUAUUCUACCUAAGAAGUGACACAUACGAUCUUUAUGGGUUUGCUGAUGCCGACUAUGCUGGGGACUUGGUAAACAAAAAAAGUACAUCAGUGUUUUGGAAUUACUCUUGCAACAUCCCACCAUAUAUCUCUGAAACAGAAAAUACUUCAGGUGAAAGGGCAUUGUUUGAAUUGAAUCUUAAAGUAGAAAAUGGUGUAACUAUUUUUGUUGGAAAAUCGAGGGAACAAACUGAGGUGGAAUCAAAUAUUGUUGAAGAAGAUGAGGCCAAAAGUGUGGCUGAUCUUUCUGAGGGAGAAGAUGAGUUAGAAGAGGAAGUUGAUGAUGACAUAAAUCCCGUUGAAGUUCCUAACCACCAUGUUCCUUUUCAAAAGAAACUUCUCCAAGUUCCUUAUCCUAACCUACCUAGUUUCUCUCCAUUUGGCUUUACUGCAUUUCGUGAAUAUCUACCCUUGCCCAGACCUGAACAACCUCCACAACACCCAAAGCCUAAGCCUACAUCACUUAGCCUCUUUUGCUAUUUAUAUUGA
Messenger RNA from Chenopodium quinoa (quinoa), 2073 nucleotides. RefSeq lists its product as uncharacterized. Gene Ontology annotation, biological process: DNA integration. Gene Ontology annotation, molecular function: nucleic acid binding. The coding region runs from base 1 to 2073 and encodes 690 amino acids. Lineage: Eukaryota; Viridiplantae; Streptophyta; Magnoliopsida; Caryophyllales; Amaranthaceae. The record is from RefSeq and is a predicted model, not a curated record. The transcript has 7 exons.